Myotis davidii is the source of this 3673-nucleotide messenger RNA. It is a transcript of the gene SPPL2B, whose product is annotated as signal peptide peptidase like 2B. Lineage: Eukaryota; Metazoa; Chordata; Mammalia; Chiroptera; Vespertilionidae. Gene Ontology annotation, molecular function: aspartic endopeptidase activity, intramembrane cleaving. Gene Ontology annotation, biological process: membrane protein proteolysis. Gene Ontology annotation, cellular component: lysosomal membrane; Golgi-associated vesicle membrane; lumenal side of endoplasmic reticulum membrane. The coding region runs from base 359 to 2053 and encodes 564 amino acids. The record is from RefSeq and is a predicted model, not a curated record. The transcript has 15 exons.
UCCACGUGGGUCUGAAGUUUGGGGGACCCUCCUCCGCCCUCCGGCCCUGCUGGUCCAUCUCGGGGUCCCCGAUCGCCGCCAGGGACGCUCCUGUCUGCCUCCGUGGCCUCGGGCAGGUGGCUGGCCCUCUCCGACCCUCAGUUUCCCCUUUUACGAGCGGUGCCAGCGCCCGCCCCGGUGGUUGCGGUAAGCUGUCCAGCGCGACACCCAGGCCGUGUCGGGGGAGCGGCCAGGGAACCCGGAGGGGGUCGAAUUUCCGUCUCACUUUUACAACGUGACCUUGGGCCAGGGAGUUCCUCGCCGUGGGCUUCGGUUGCUCCUCUACCGAAGGAGCAAAGCGUGAGCGCGGACCGGCGAGAUGGUGGCCUGUGAGUAUGGCAUGGUACACGUGGUCUCCGAGACGGGGGGCCCGAAAGGCAAGGAUUACUGCAUCCUCUACAACCCACAGUGGGCCCACCUGCCACACGACCUCAGCAAGGCGUCUCUCUUGCAGCUGAGGGACUGGACGACUUCCAUGCUCUGCUCUGCAUCCGACCUCCCUGCCAAAGGCUUUAGCAACCAGAUUCCACUGGUGACUCGGGGGAACUGCACCUUCUACGACAAAGUGAGGCUGGCCCAGGGCAGCGGGGCGCACGGGCUGCUCGUCGUCAGCAAGGAGACCCUGGUCCCUCCAGGAGGCAACAAGACGCAGUAUGAGGAGAUCGGCAGUCCCGUGGCCCUGCUCAGCUACAAAGACAUGCUGGACAUUUUUAAGAAUUUUGGCCGAUCGGUGAGGGCAGCGUUGUAUGCCCCGCACGAGCCCAUGCUGGACUACAACAUGGUCAUCAUCUUCAUCAUGGCCGUCGGCACUGUUGCCCUUGGGGGCUACUGGGCUGGGAGCCGGGACGUGAAGAAAAGGUAUAUGAAGCACAAGCGGGAUGAUGAGCCUGAGAAGCAGGAGGACGAGGCUGUGGACGUGACGCCCGUCAUGACCUGCGUCUUUGUGGUCAUGUGCUGCUCCAUGCUGGUGCUCCUCUACUACUUCUACGACCAUCUUGUCUACGUGAUCAUUGGGAUUUUCUGCCUGGCCUCCUCCACGGGCCUCUACAGCUGCCUGUCGCCGUUGGUCCAGAGGCUGCCAUUUGGCAAAUGCAGGGUCUGCAACAGCAGCCUGCCCUACUUCCACAAGUGCCCUCAGGUCCGCAUGCUGCUCCUGGCAUUGUUCUGCGUGAGUGUCAGUGUGGUGUGGGCAGUCUUCCGGAAUGAGGACCAGUGGGCCUGGGUCCUCCAGGAUGCGCUGGGAAUCGCCUUCUGUCUCUACAUGCUCAAAACCAUCCGCCUCCCCACUUUCAAGGCCUGCACGCUGCUGCUGAUGGUGCUGUUCAUCUAUGACAUCUUCUUUGUGUUCAUCACGCCCUUCCUGACCAAGAGCGGGAACAGUAUCAUGGUGGAAGUAGCGACCGGGCCUGCGAACUCAGCUACACGUGAGAAGCUGCCCAUGGUCCUGAAGGUGCCCAGGCUGAACGCCUCGCCACUGGCCCUGUGCGACCGGCCCUUCUCCCUCCUGGGUUUUGGAGACAUCCUGGUCCCAGGGCUGCUCGUGGCGUACUGCCACAGGUUCGACAUCCAGGUGCAGUCGUCCAGGGUCUACUUCGUGGCCUGCACCAUCGCCUAUGGCAUCGGCCUCCUGGUGACGUUCAUGGCCCUGGCCCUCAUGCAGCGUGGCCAGCCGGCCCUCCUGUACCUGGUGCCCUGCACGCUGAUCACCAGCGGCGCCCUGGCCCUGUGGCGCGGGGAGCUGGGCAUGUUCUGGACGGGCAGUGGCUUUGCAAAGGAUCUACCUCAGCCUCCUUGGGUGCCAGCCUCCGCCGAAGGCCCACCGCCUCUGAAAGACUCGGAGGUUGUGUUUUCCCAGCAGCCUCCAGGAGAAGCACAGGUCAAGCCCACACUGCCCGAAGAGCAGCCUCCAGAACUGGCUGAUCCCAAGGAUGUGGCCGGUGUGUCCACCCAGGAACCCGUGAGUCCUGCCAGCCACACCCCUGAGCCUCCAGGCCUGCCAGGCACCUCAGCCUAGGGGGCCAGUGCAGCCUGAGUCCCUUGCCGUCCCUCCAAGACUGGACCUGCCAUUCCCCAACUUGGUGCUCUGGUCUGGCCAAUGCUCACAUCUCAAGCCCAGCCACGCCUGGACCCCGGCCCUGCUCCCAGCUCAUGUGGCUGCCGCAACCCCUGGGACCGCCGAGGUCCCCGCCCCGCGAUCCCAGCCCUGCAUCUUCCUAGUUGGAGUCUCGGUGGAACCCAGGUCAGGAAGCGUCACCUCUGCCCACUGAUGGCUGCACAUCUGCCACAUUUGGUGCUUACACCAUGCUGCUGCUUCCUUCAGGCUCCCCCGGAGAUGCUCCGUCCGGGCCGGAGGGGAGGGGUCUGCCCCGAAGGCCAUGGCUUUCCUUCGGCCGUGCAGCUGGUCCAGAUGCCGAAAGCCAGGCCUGGAGGUGUGAGCUCAGGCCCUCAGCCCAGCUGGCAUGGGGGCUGGAUCCGCCUCUGGACAGGCUGGGGAGCCGGGUAAGAGCCGCCAGCAAAGCUGGUGGUACAUGGACGGGCUCUUGGUCUCAGCCUGAUCCUGGUUCCUUCGUCAGCCUGGGAGUGUCUGCAGCCUGUGCUCCGUCCAGCCCCUCCAUGUCUUAAUAAACAGCAGACUUUCCGAAAUGCCAGUGGUGUCACCUCUUGGACUGCCCUUCCUGGAGGCAGGAUGGGUACCAGGCCGGUGGCCAGGUCCUUGGGGUCCACGGGCCCGGCACCCCGGAGCCCUCAACGGCUGGCUCUGUCCUUUGUGUCGGCUCCGCUGCCUCAGCACAGAGGAACUGGGGCUUCCCUUUCCACAUCACGGGCAUCUGCACAUUCUUGACUGCACCCCAGCACACGGCUCCCUGGCCUCCAGCUGCAGCACGAGCAAGGCGAGCAUCUGCGAGGAGCUUCUGGAACAUGGGGGAAUGUUCUGGAAGUGGCAUUUUGUUUUCUACCUCUGAACCUCACGGCAUGCCGUGGUGGAGCUGGCCCAGCGGCCCCGUUCCCGACACCCUCUGUCCGCCAUCAUGUUGCAUGUGUCACCACCACUCGGAACGACAGGUGCCUCGGGGCUGCCGACCACCAGGACUGUCUGCGGCCCUGGGGCCUUGCUCCUCCCUGUCCCGUCCACGCAACCUCCAGACUCAUGUUCAGAUUUUCCAUCGGAGUGACGUGAGGGCACAGACCUUCCAGCCACGGGGUCCCGGUCCUGCCCUUGUAGACCAUGGGAACGGACCAAACCAUGAUCCACUCCAAAAAUACCAGCGCCAGACAGACUCACACACUGUCUUUGUUAGCUACACUUCUCAAGGGAGAAAUUUUAUUCCUCAGAAAACAAGAUGUCUUCCACCCGUUUCCCUGUUUCUCCGGGGAGGGAGAGCAGCUGGACCUCAGGCCCCCGGGAACUCCUUGGGGCCGGGGCAAAGGACCCACGCGGACCCUGUCUGACCCUCGGCCUGCGCCUUAAUCUAAGCCAUUUUGUACAUGGGUGUCAACGAUGGGAAUCUUUUUUGUUUUGGAAAUUAGACAAAUGUCAUGGGAUUUGAAGGUGAUGUUAGUUCCUACAAUUUUCGUUUGCAGUUUUGGCCUUGCUUCUAUUCAUAUCUUAUAAUUAAACAGCUUUGGAUAUGUA